AUGUUGAGGGCCUAUCUGGAGUACUUGAUGAGCCAAGUAUCUACUCCCCAAGCAAAACAACGUUUGCAGAAUGAAUACCAACAGAUGAAGUACUUUGUUGAGAAUUUUAACUUUGUGGUAAGUCCUUAGCUUAUGUCCAGGCUUUAAUAGAUGUGAUUAGAAGAUAUGGGACAAAUUAAUGUAUUUUAUCACUUGUGUUAACUUGCUUUAAAGUCAUCUUAAUUAGCCUUCUUAUAAACACAUGCAUUACCAAAAUAAUAUAAAUAUAUUGAUUAUUAUGCUGAUAUGAGUUUUAAUAUAUAUAGGAGCCACAGGAAGUCAUCCUCAAUCAAUAUGCUGAAUAUCGCUAUCUGCAAGGCAAGCAAAAACUCUGCCUGGUCAAGGAAACAUUUCAUUACAUCUCGAUACUGAAAACCCUACAAUCUUUGCUCAAUCAGGCAGAUGUUUUAUGUGAGGUAAGCAUCCUAUUUGAUGUAUGUAGAACAGGGAAUAUAACAGGAACUGCAGAGAUGGGUAGGGUUAGGUUUGCAUUUUCUGAUGUUAGCGCCCCCUCCCCCCCCCCACACACACACACACUUGUUAGGAUGCUGUGCAGUCCCUGUAUAGAGCAGCUUUCGUAUGACUGUGAAAAGUUCAGUGCCGUGAACGUGUCGUGUCGUAACGUAGGAUUUUAAUUGGCUGGAUUUUCUUUUUUUGCGCGAUGUGAUUGGCUAAGCAGUGCCGUGUCCGCGUAGUGACAGUGUCCGUGCAGUGUUUCGUGCCAUGUUUCUUGCAUUUGAUUGGACGAGGAGUGCGUGUCUUGCAGUGACCGUGAUGUUUUCUAGAUUUUUAAUUGGCUGACUCCUUCCCAUGACAUUGUUCAUGCCGUGAACGUUUCACAGUCAUACGAAAACUGCACUAAUAGUUAUAUUGAAACACUUCAGUGUAUGGGUUACAUGUUUUUAUGGAGGAACUUGGGUGUGGUGAUUUGGAAAACUCUUAGUUUUUGUGACAAUUUAGAUAUCAUUUUGAAGUUGACAAUAUUGAAUCAAUACCAUUAUUUUACAUGACAGUCCCUCUAAUAACAAAUUACUUGUGGCACAUUUCAAUAAUUUGGGUACUUUUUAGGUUAUGAAUGGUCAUUCCUCAAAUGAUGGAAUUCUAAGAGACUAUUGUGAUAGUGAACAGUACAAAAUGCAUGCUCUUUUUGGACAACCUGGUAAUGCACUACUUCUUCAUUGUUACUAUGAUGAUUUUCAAGUAACAAACCCGCUUGGAUCAAAGACAAAAAAACAUAAAAUAGGUAUGCUUUUCAAUCAUGUAUUUACAGGCAUGUAA
Pocillopora meandrina is the source of this 1317-nucleotide messenger RNA. Lineage: Eukaryota; Metazoa; Cnidaria; Anthozoa; Scleractinia; Pocilloporidae. The record is from the annotation of a GenBank genome assembly.